AUGGUCCAUUGCGCCGGCUGCGAGAGGCCUAUCCUGGACCGCUUUCUGCUCAACGUGCUAGACAGAGCCUGGCAUGUCAAGUGCGUGCAAUGCUGCGAGUGCAAAUGCAAUUUGACAGAGAAAUGUUUUUCUCGAGAAGGGAGACUAUACUGCAAAAACGAUUUCUUUAGGCGGUUCGGCACCAAGUGUGGCGGUUGCUCGCAGGGCAUCUCUCCUAACGACCUGGUCCGCAGGGCCCGGAGCAAAGUGUUUCACCUUAACUGCUUCACCUGCAUGAUGUGCAACAAGCAGCUCUCCACCGGCGAGGAGCUCUACAUCAUAGACGAGAACAAAUUCGUUUGCAAAGACGAUUACCUAAACAACACCAGUGUAAAAGACACCAACCUCCUCUCAGUAACGGCAUGCAGCGACCCGAGUUUAUCACCAGACUCUCAAGACCAGCUACAGGAUGACGUGGUCCUAAAGGACACAGAGAUAGCCACGCUGUCCGACAAGGAGACCGUUAACAACGAGAACGACGACCAGAACCUGGGAGGGAAGCGGCGUGGCCCACGGACCACCAUCAAGGCCAAACAGCUGGAGACACUGAAAGCAGCGUUUGCCGCCACUCCAAAACCCACCAGGCACAUCAGGGAGCAGCUGGCCCAGGAGACGGGCCUCAACAUGAGGGUCAUCCAGGUCUGGUUCCAGAACCGACGUUCCAAAGAGAGGCGGAUGAAGCAGCUGAGCGCACUGGGGGCCCGGAGGCACGCGUUUUUCCGGAGCCCGAGGCGAAUGAGGGCGCUGGGUGACCGGUUGGAGCCUGGGGAGCUCAUCCCCAACGGACCCUUCUCCUACUAUGGAGAUUAUCAAAGUGAAUACUAUGGUCCGGCAGGGAACUAUGACUUUUUCCCUCAGGGGCCACCAUCAUCACAGGCCCAGACCCCAGUUGAUCUCCCCUUUGUGCCAUCCUCAGGCCCCACAGGCAACCCCCUUGGAGGUAUGGACCACCCGCUCCCGGGCCACCAUCCCUCCACUGAGGUGCAACGUUUCUCCGAUAUCAUGUCCCACCACCCAGGGGAUUCUCCCAGCCCAGAACCCGGCAUCCCAGGGCCCCUGCACAGCAUCUCGUCAGAAGUGUUCGGCCCUAGUCCUCCUUUUACCUCGCUGUCACUGAACGGGAGCGGAUACAAUAACCAUCUGUCUCACCCGCCCUCAGAAAUGAACGAGGGCACUGUGUGGUAGCUUUGCGAGGGAGCGGACUUUGCUGGCCAGAGAUUCGGUAAUGAAGGGUCGUGAGAUCUGGAAGUGUUGGGGGACUGAGUCCAGAACAGGGACACGGAUAAUGACUGGGUUAGGGCAGUACCAUAAACUAUUUUUUCUCCUCUUUUUUGGUGAUUUCAUACUUAUUUAUUUAUUUAUUUUCCCAUUUGUUGUUCUUUUGACAGGAGACCAUAUUUAGCAUAAAAACUAUGCCCAAAAACACUGCAGUAUUAUGUUCGGGUGUUUUGAUUGCUUCUUUCAACUCCUACCCCUACCCAGCCUGCAUCCAAAAACUGGACUGAGACAUCUUCUUACCCCUCCUGAUUCCGGUCAGUGGCACGGCAGAGCGACCAAUCCCCCAGUCCCCCUAACACUUAAAAAAAAGGAAGAAAAAAAACCUUUUCAAAAUCUCCUGUAAUAUGUCCUAAACAUGAAAACAUCCUUAGCUACUGUCAAAGACUUCAAUAGCUUUACAGAGAGAGAAUAAAGGGGCUAAGGGUUGGUUGUGUGCUGACCUGGCACAGUAGGAAGGCUGAGCGGCAUUCAGACUAUGUGCGAGGAACUAGACGCGUCCCUUGUAUUUAUUCAGAAGCUCCUCAGACCUCUUGCCUCUCAAGGCUCUGCCAUAUUGACACUUAACCUUUUUCACAAUAUGUUUCUGGAGGCCAGAAGAAAUGACAGUUUUCUCCUCUGCCCGGACUAUUUGUUUGUUUCGGUUUCAGAAUUUCAACCAAAUCUGAAGAAGGCUGCCUUCAAAAGGCAAACCAGUAAAAGACUCCCUAUGGAUUGCAAGCCCUUUAUUAAAAAUGGAAGUGAACUUGAAAUGGUGAGAUGAAGUCUACCUUCUAAAAAUCUUCUACUGGGGUUCUACAUGGGACUUAGAACAGUCAACUGUUUACGUAAUCUAUUCAAUUCAGGAGUCCAGAAGUCUCGAAAACCACGUUUUAGAACCUCUCAAUCCAUAUAAAAAUGUUCCAAGCAACCAACCAAACUUUUGUAUUGAUUUCAUUUAUAUUGUAUGGAGAUAAAAACACAUUUGCUGGGGUUGUGGUUCACUGUGCUAGUUUGUACGAGAUGUUGUUUACAAAAAAGGUUAAAAAAAUAAAAACACGAGUAAAGUAGACAUUUGACAAACAAAAAAAAAAUAGCACAAAUAUUGUUAAAGUGCUUUGCACCAUCAUCGCAGAACGUAUUGAGACAAAAUGUAAGUGUUAAAAGGAGUAAUUGAAUUCUUAAUUUUUUUAGUCUGCUGACGAUACAUUCAUAAAACUGUUAAUAUACUUAGGUUUUAUUUUUGUGUCUUUAAAGAAGAAAAAUCCAAUCUAUUAAAAACUGAUGAUCAAAUAUGCGGCAAGCAGCUGCUACAUCUCUUUGAAUAUCAAGCCCUCAUGGUAUGUCUUUUAUUGUUCCAAUAAACCUAAGCUUAUGUGACCUCCAGUGCAUAUUAGACCAUUCACUGUAUAAAUACCACAUGUUGACAAAUGUGUUUGUAAUAAACUAGAAAAUAUACGUCAUUUUUUUUUAUCUUAAAGUAUGCCCAACAUUACAGUGCAUUGUGUUUCACAAAGUAUUGAAGGUACAUUACAGACAAGCUUUUGUCCAGUUUCUUG
Messenger RNA from Oreochromis niloticus (Nile tilapia), 2852 nucleotides. It is a transcript of the gene lhx1a, whose product is annotated as LIM homeobox 1a. The transcript has 5 exons. The record is from RefSeq and is a predicted model, not a curated record. Gene Ontology annotation, cellular component: nucleus. The coding region runs from base 1 to 1224 and encodes 407 amino acids. Gene Ontology annotation, biological process: neuron differentiation; regulation of transcription by RNA polymerase II. NCBI's taxonomy places the organism in Eukaryota, Metazoa, Chordata, Actinopteri, Cichliformes, Cichlidae. Gene Ontology annotation, molecular function: DNA-binding transcription factor activity, RNA polymerase II-specific; zinc ion binding; RNA polymerase II transcription regulatory region sequence-specific DNA binding.